AUGGACUCGGCUGGUCAGGCGUCGGUUUCGGAGAGCUCAGGACGAGUUAGACGAAUUACGACGGCACCAUCGACGAGCACCGAUGAAGGCUUUAAGGGAGUCGCUAGGAACGUGAUAGAUUCUGCUAGAAGGUACCAAAAGUCCAAGUCAGACGGGAUAGGGCUAGAAGUGUCCAAAAGACAGUCCGAAACACGCCCAGAUGGAAGAUAUUCCAGCGCCAAGAUCCAACGAACGGUCGAUAAAGUUAGAAGAAACGAACCAGCCAUCACUUCCGAGGAAGCGAGGUCAAGAAGUGGCAGAAAGAUAGCAACCUCGAGGAGUCAGAAAGCGACCUCCAAUGGUAUCGCGGAAAUUGUUGGUUCUUCUGGACGACAAAAUGGCGCAGGAGUUCGCGUUACACCUGGACCGAGUUCCAACUCUGCAGUUCGGGAAGACGACAUCGGCUAUUUGGAGAACCUCGAAGUCCGGAAGGCGAAAGAGGUCGGGCCUCUAGGGCUGGAUAGCGCCAGGGUAGACGUUCCUUUGACCGUGGAAGCUUCCGAGAUAACGACAACCACUGUCACUGGAUCUUCGAUUUUUACGACAGCGUCCGAUGGGGUUGGAGUCGCGGCAUCCAGACAACCACCAACGAGGUCGUCCGAGGUCUUUCGCCGAAAUUCGGAGCAAGGCACCACGACCCCGAAAAGUCGGGGGAGGGCAAAUACUCGUACCGAGCAGAGGACCGGGGAUACCUCGACGGCGAGUUCCGAGAGAACGCUGAGAAGAGGUUCGUCGAGGUUUGCAGAGACCUCGCCGGAGUCUACGGGGAGGUCACGCAAUCCAAGUAACGAGAACGGGAAUUUCGGAAGAGUACAGAGCGACGGUCGCGCCAGGAAUUCCGAAUCCCGAUCUCGAGGAGUCAACCCCAUCGACUCCGGUUCGAGGUCGAAGUCGAGGUCCCGGGUUUCAGAGAAUUCCUCGCGGCAUCAGGAACCCUCCCUGGAGCCGCGUCGGAGGGUGGCGAAUGAAAACGUCAACGUUGGCAAUCCAGUUCUUGAGGUCAGGUCGAGAGAUCAAGACGGGAGGUCGACCGAACUGGACAAUCGGGAAAGAUCCAGAGGACGAACGAGAGGGGACGGCAUCACGGCGAGGUCGCUUCCUUCGAGAACAUCGAUCGAGGUUAGAUCUACCGUGGUCGAUGUUGCCGUUACCACAUCCAAAGCAUCGACCUUACCCGCCACCGAAGUCAACACAAUGACAACCAUCUCGGAGGCUUCCUCGACAACGGAAAGCACGGUUACAACCACGACGACGAUGCCGACAACUCUUGCCCCAUCGUUGACGACCUCGAGGAGAGUAACCGGGUCUUCUACGACGACGCCGAGAGGGCGAGGUCGAGGUCGAGGGCCAUCGACGAGAGCCUCGAAGGAGGACUUUUUCAAUCACGGACUCGGGUUUAGAGGUAGACACAUCAGCCAGACCUCAACAGUUAGAACCGAUUCCGUGAGGGGAACUACUUUGCCGACCGGACGACCCGAGGUCGGAGGGCGAGGUAAUCCAGGGUGGACUUUAAAACGCAGACCAGGUCAUUGGUCGGAGUCUGGGUCUAGUGCAAAGAGGUCGACCUCUUUCCUAUCUUCUGCAUCCACUCCGCUAUCGUCGAUUAGCAAUGUUCCGGAUUUAACCACGGAGACCUCCAGGAGCAACGACGUUGCAGGAUCUACCGAAUCAUUGUUGAACGUGGAAGUGGACCUUUCCACGACGAAUCCGACUGCGACCUCAUUGUCACCGGUGGUUAGAAGAGGUUUGAAAAGAUCCAAGUUGAACGAUGCUAUGGAAAGUCAAAAUCCCUCAAAUUCUGGGUCGACGGGAAUCGGUAAUCAGGGUAGAAGAGGUAACAAGAUACACGAGAAACCUGGAGGUACGGGAAGGAACCCCAAAGGCGACCUCGAGGAGAGCGACAACUAUCCGGCGGAUUUCAAAGCGAAACUGGCGCAACUGCAGGGUCCCGUUGUUGCGAAGGUGCAGGAAGUGAAGUCCACUCCGAGCUCGGUCGUCGCUCAAAGUUACUCAAAAAAAUCGCCUAACGAUGCUUUAUUCGCCGCACAAGCGAGAAGGAAGUUGGAGUCUGCCCAGAAGCUCGUGAAGCCAGAAAUAAGAAGCGGAAAUGACGACAUGCUAGCCCAGUCAUCAACAACGGUAAUUUCAUCGGUGAAAAGACGCCUAGGGAGUCGCGAGAAAGCAACGACACCUCAAACUCGCGAAGAGGUUAAGGUUGUAAAAUCUGCAAAGUCGAGGUACGCCGGUCUCCCCGGAAGAGGAGGCGAAGAGAAACCCGCAAACCGCGUUAAAAUCGCGAAGCUAAAAACAAGUCCAAGUAGCAGAACAGCUUUUAAACCUGCCCCACGCCGAGAAGUUAAAGAAGUUCCCGAUCCCGAUGUCCCGAAACCACCAGGGUCGUCCGACGUGGAAAAAGAACUGGAGAACGAGUUGGGAGUAGACCUGGUGAAACCUUUGGCAGAGUCUAAGAAGGUGGAGAAGCCCUUAUCGUUUUCCACAACGGCGCCGAUGUCCUACGAGGUCGUCACGCGUAUCAGCGUCUCUUCCCACGAAGGCGGUCCUUCCUCGAGUGCCAAGUCCAUCGUCGAGCCGAAGAAACCGAGUGUCCCGAGGUUUUCUAUAGACAAUGUAGCCAGUAAAGUGGUCUCCAAGGCGGGGAAGAAGUUCCAGCCAAUUAGUUCCGGCUACGUUGGUCUCUCUGGCCUGUCCAAUAACCUCGGGGAACUGACCACGACUGCCAAGCCCGUGUUGCCGACCAGCAGGUACAGCAGAAAGAAGAGCCAGGUAUUCCGGCCAUACGACUCGAUCUCCAAGUCCAUCGUCACCGAGACUAUCGCUGCCAGACAGAGAGAAUUCCGGCCGAGAACUUCCACCUACAGAAGGCACUCGGAAGGUCCGACCAGCGCGGUGCAAAAGACAACGAGUUCCGGACCGAUCAGCAUCGCCAUCACUCCUAAGGCCCCCAAGUUCCACGCCACCGUCAAGUCCUCGGAUACCACCACCCUGCCCCGUCCAGGACAGGAACACGUUGUCAAUCUUCGGGUCUCGAACGGGUCCGGCAAUGCUCAGCAACUUCGGCUCCAAGCUCAGCAAGGGCAACUCAACGUAGACAGCAGAAACGAUGGGUCUUCGGGCAACCUGGACUCUAACGUCGUCAAUCCCACCAGGAGCGUCUUCCUGACCAACCGGAACACGUCUCUCUUGGAACAGCUGAGGAGCACCGUGGCUCCACUUCUUGGUUCCCUUGGUGCCAAGACCCCGGUGUUCUCCGGCGCCUACAAGAACACGAAUGGUGGUAAUUCCGCACCUAGAAUCACGCCCAGUGGUUCACCACCGAGAUUUAGUGCAAGAUAUAAGGGGGCGGAAUUGUUUUUGAGGAAGCCCACGAUUUAUCAACCAACUGUACCCUCUAUCACCAGUUCCACGACGCCGUACCCAUCAAUCGAGAAUUUUGCUCAAGCACCACCGAUCGACGUCUCGAGUCCAGGCGAGCCCAAGGUCAUAACCUUCUACCAGGCUCUGGAGACAGCCAGCAUUACCAACGAACUACUGACGGACGGACAGCAACAAAGGGAGCAGCAACUCCCCAGAGUUGCCCAGGACGCAACGACAACAACCGCCCAAGGGACGGCAGGUUCCGACGUUCAAGCGACAAUGCAACCCGACUCGACCACAACCCCCGUGUCCGAGCCAACCUCUUUCACGGAACAACCGACCACUCCUGGACCUGCUUCCUCUGCAACUUUCCCUCCAGCGUCCGAUUCCUUCACGACCUUUCCAAGUACGUCAGAUACGCCGAUCGAAACGACAACGCUAAGACCGGCGACCACCACGGCUGCGACAGAAACGACAACAGCUGCCACAACAACUGCAGCCCCAACAACUACGACUGCAGCUCCAACGACUACGACUGCAGCUCCAACGACUACGACUGCAGCUCCAACGACUACGACUGCAGCUCCGACAACAACGACUCCAGCUCCAACGACAACGACUGCAGCUCCGACAACAACGACUGCAGCUCCAACGACAACGACUGUAGCUCCAACGACAACGACCACGAUUCCGACAACGACGGUUCGCGUUGACGAGAACCUUGUUGCCGAAACCACCCCGAUGAUGGACGUUACAAUGAUGGCACCGUCAACCAUGGGUAACGUGGCGACCACGAGCACCACACAACUCCCGAUAGCGACAACCGGGGUGCCAAAGCCUGCCACGAUUCCGCGUUGUUGCGGCAAUGUUGUACCGGCUACAACGCCAACCUCGACGACUCAAUAUCUGGGUCGCUUCGGAGCCAACAGACCCAAUCCCAUCCCCAGAGUCCCGGCAUUAUCCCCUACCAAGCCACCGGUUCGAGAUUAUUACGUGUAUGGGAUCUAUCCCAACAAAACCAUCGUACGUAAGCGGCCAGAGGACAACCUGAUCGACCCGAGGAAUUUGGACAACCCAUAUGUAAUACUCGGGAUCUUCCCCGAUGGAAAGGUUGUGCGGAAGUUCCGCAACGGGACGGUCAUACCGGAUCCUCCCAGCAGCCCUGUCGAGGUUGUCUUCACCCUUAAAACUACUACCACCACUAACCGGCCCAAGCCCCUUGUCUACUAUAAUCAGGCUAAUAACAAUGGGUACUAUAAUCAGGACGCUGUGUAUAAUAUAGCCAGGCCCGAUCAAAACCGCUUCGAAGACGUUGAUCUAGGAAUUAUCGGUAACGCACUUGGCCCUAUCAGAGGUUCAGGCUUGUCCAGUACUCCGUACUUAGCUGCCAGCGGUAUCACCGACAACAGAAUGAACAACGUUCCAUUGCUGGGACCAUCUCCGAUUGCUCCAGCAUUUCCGGCAUUUGCAGCAAGACCGAUUGUUUCUACUGGAAGUCCUCUGAGCGUAAUAACACCUUCGAAUGGUAAUAUUCAAAGUGGACAAAUAUUUCAACAAAAGGAAACCGACGAGGCAACGCGAACGAGAGACUCCGGUGGUCAACGAAGUUCUGUGUAUAUCGGACAGGAAAAAUUUGUGAAUUACUGGAGUGACAGUGUGCCAAGUAGUAGCCCGAGAUUGGUCAGUGUGAAAAUCAACUCCGUAGCGAAUGCUGGUAGUGUGGGUCCUGCUGGAGCACCUUUGCCAUCCUUGGACAUAUUGUCCAGUGGUCAAUCAGGAAAUGACGUCACUGCGCCCCCUGGAUUCCCGUGGAAAGAUCCCUUAGAUCAAAUCUUUGGUGUCACAACUAAUUCGCCAGUGAUUACAGCGUCUGUUGCGUCCAACAUCCUGGAGGACGCCGGAGCAUCAAAUGCUGCCAUCAUGGCACGUCCUGUCAAUCCAUUCGUUGAGGUAUUCUCCCCAGUUUCUAGUCAAUCUGAUACAACGAUUCCUCCGUUAAGCACAAUGGCAAACCCAACAACAACUACUGCACCAUCAACGACAACUACUACUACCCCGUCAACGACAACUACUACUACUACCCCGUCAACGACAACAACAACUACUACUACUACCCCGUCAACGACAACUACUACUACUACCCCGUCAACGACUACUACUACUACCCCGUCAACGACUACAACAGCAAGAACCACAACAACAACUACUACAACUACUACGACUACUACUCCUGCUCCAACAACGACGACAACUACCACAACAACUACUGCGCCACCAACUACCACAACACAACCACCACCACCACCUACAACAACAGCGACUACCACGACAACAAGGCUUCCGACAUCAACAGUGGCAUCAACCCUCCCUGGGUUCCUUACAGGGAAUACAAAGAGACAAGAUGCCUUUGGCACGACAUUUGAUGACCUGGCAUUUUUAAACGCUUUGUUGCAGUCGCCAGGCACCGCUUCUGGAACUACACCUACGAAGACACUUUCGGAAGUAGAACAACUGCUAGCUAACAAGAUUCUGUCUUUGGCUCUGGACAGUUCGGGUCCGACACGUUCACCAAAGGCUAUUCAGCCUUCAAACCUGUCGCCGAAUUCAGUAUCUUUACUGGAAUCAUUGAAGACGGGAGGCAAUCCAAUCGUAAUCGACCUGUUCUCGACUACAAGAAGCCCAGCGCCAACUUCGCGGAAACCCCUUCAGAUUGGGACGCCUGCUGUGACUACUCCACGUCAGUCGGCUACAGCAACCAGCAGCACAAUAACGACUCCAGUUACUUGGAAGACAGUUGGAACAUCUUCCACCACCCAGCAGACUACAAGUUCGACGACACCAAAACCAAUUAGCACUACCAGACCCACUGUGAUCAUCACCGCGAAACCUGCACCAUCCCCAAAACCGAUUCGGACUACUCCAGCUCCAGCCAGACAAGGUUUCGGCGCGAGUUUGUGGCAGACUCUUUUUGGGGGUAGUCUCUUCGCCCCCUACAGUACUCAGAAACCUGCGACAACCAGAAGACCAGCACAACCUGCCAAACGUCCAGUCCAAACAACUCCGAAACCUACCCCAGCACCAACGACGUCAACCACGCCUGUAAAUCUCGCAGAAUUGAUCCUUGGGUCCAUUCAAGCUACGCAAAAAACAGCCGAACUACCCAUUCAAGUACUUGCCACCACAACUACUGCUGCGCCAAAAGUUACUACGACUUCUAAACCAACCCCUGCUCAAAUUGUAACGAGACCGACAGCGGCUAGUAGCACAUUCUCCCCAGAGGAAGAUGCCAAGUUUUUGGCCGCGUUAUUGAACUCUGCACAAGGUUUGGGUGGCGCGGGGUCAGCAUUAGGCCUAUCCCAAGACGACGAGUCCUUCCUCCGAGCGCUCUUGAGCAACCAACCUAAGGUCAAGCCCAGUCCUCCCACUUCUACGAGAAGCGGUGGGAACGACGCUGCUCUUCUGGCUGCAUUCUUGAAGGCUCAAGGAAUUGAACCCAGUACUCCUCCUAAUAAUCUUCGGGAGCAACUGCAGUCUUCUUCUUCUGGACAGAAUAAAGUAGAACCUGCAAGGACUUCCACGUCUCGGCCAAAGACGUUGACGGUGGUAACGACUACGCCUCGACAAAAAUCUGUGACAACAGCUUGGUCACCGAGUUCGACAUAUCCUCCACCGCUUUUUAAUUCAUUUGGGCCUUUUGGAGCUCCACAAAAUCCUAAAGAGUCCGGUCAACCUUUUGGCAUUAGUAAUGAAGGUGGAGGUGGUGAUGACACAGUUCGUAGCCAGGUGGUGAACGCCGCCAUUGGUGUAACCAGGGCCUUCAGUCAGUUCCUUGGUGCAGCUAUUACGGGCGCAGCCCAGCAGUUCCAGUCCUUCGUCAGGAAUGGUACCCGAUACGUUUCCGAAGUGGUCGGAUAAUGGAUCCCAUCAGAAGAGCAUACUGUAUCAGUUCAAUCGUCCAUCGGAUUGCAUCCUAAUCGACAUAUGUUCUAAUGAUCGCAAUUUGGAUAUCGUCCAUCGCUCGCAUCCCAAAACAAUGAACAUGAUGCUCCGUUAACAUUAACCGCUGAAACGCAUUCGCGGUCUCGACUAAUCGAACAACAGCGGUCUGAAGAAGAAUCAGAAUAGCCCGGCCUUGAUUCGUCAAGGUCAAUCCGAAUUUAUUAUCCGUGACUAUCUAUUAAUCCGUAAUGGCCAUAUUCAAUAGACACAACGGCUGCACAAUUAACACACGCCACUCGCUUAGCGAUUAGAUGUUUGAAUACUUUUAAAAUACUAAAUAACGUCUACCAAGCUGUAAUGAUUUGCCGAGAAGCGUUUUCUACUGAACAUGGCCACUAUCCAAUGUCCAUAGUCCAUAAAAAUCCUCCAACGAGGUGAAAAAAUUGUAUAAGGAAUUAUUAGUCUAAUAGUUCCUUGCGAGUUGUUGUUUCUUCUAAGUCGAUUAUCAGUUUGCUUGAACCCUUUGGAUCUGGGACCAGAGAAAAGUGCAGCGGUCGUUUGGUGCUCAUUGAUCCAAAUGUCGUAGCCCUAAGUGGAGACCAAACUGGUGGGAAAUCUUCCUCUGGUGUAAUUAGUUACGUCUUUGCCGGGUGCCCGAAGACGGGCAAAAAUAACCACGGGCGUCCAUUUUAUUAGAAACCAGGAAAAACAAGCAAACUAUAAUAUUCAAUCGAACAAGCUAGGGCAGACUUUGGAAUAUCAAGCGACAAAGCAAAAGGAGCCCUGUUAUAUUUAUAAAAAUCCUCCAACGAGGUGAAAAAAUUGUAUAAGGAAUUAUUAGUCUAAUAGUUCCUUGCGAGUUGUUGUUUCUUCUAAGUCGAUUAUCAGUUUGCUUGAACCCUUUGGAUCUGGGACCAGAGAAAAGUGCAGCGGUCGUUUGGUGCUCAUUGAUCCAAAUGUCGUAGCCCUAAGUGGAGACCAAACUGGUGGGAAAUCUUCCUCUGGUAUAAUUAGUUACGUCUUUGCCGGGUGCCCGGAGACGAAGAGGGACAAAGCGAUUCCGCAGCUGUCGGUGGUAGAUUUCGGAACGCAGUGUUGAGCACUUCACCCGUUUCUCCGUUUCUUUCGACUUCCGUCCGUCAGGUUCCGGACGCUCGGAACGAGCCACUUUGCAAACGUUUCUAGGGUAUGGCUAGUGUAAGAAGCGAUACUCGUGAGACAUUUGUAACGUACAUGCAGGUCGUCUAAUUAAGCGUAAUAAUUAUUGUCACUGACGCGAGUCCUCGCGCGUUGCUUCAACCGGUUGGAGCUGGUGAUAUGCUUGUACAGGUGUAACAUAAGUAUCGGACAGGCAAGGAAAUCAAACUGGCGACUUCCUCGUCGACGAUGUCGGGGGUGCUGUACCGUGGACAAUUUCCGUCACGAAGUGCCCGGCGGUAUCGAUAUCGCGCUUGUAUAGAAACCCCCUUAUAUACGUAAGGUAGUGACGUAGAAUAUUGUUUUUUGUACCUAUAAGUAAGAUCGCAAAUGUGUAUAGUCCGAAAAUAUGUCGUAACGUUAUUCCAUCCUAUAUGCUGUUUUACAUAUCCAGGGAAUUGAACAAGGCAAGGUGUUCUUAUCACCGAAGUGCACGAAGAAACGAACGAAUAAUAAAAGUGAUAGCCGUGUCCAACGAUUAGUAGGGAGCGUUUAAAUAUUAAGAGGAUAUGAAAGGCGCUAAGAAAUUUAACGUCGAUAUAUAAUAAAA
This is a messenger RNA of Orussus abietinus, 9100 nucleotides long. RefSeq names its product mucin-5AC. NCBI's taxonomy places the organism in Eukaryota, Metazoa, Arthropoda, Insecta, Hymenoptera, Orussidae. The transcript has 15 exons. The record is from RefSeq and is a predicted model, not a curated record. The coding region runs from base 1 to 7329 and encodes 2442 amino acids.